GAGCCGCCCGAAAACAAACACGGAGGAGGAGGAGGGGAAACGCCGGCCAUCCGCGCGCUGCACAACAAAGACAACAGCAGCACCGAGUAACUCGGCCGGAGGAUGCGUGCAGAAAAGAGGUAAAAUACGGAGCAAGACCGCGCCAAUCGGCACACGGUGUACAUCAAACGCAAGAGGGUAGACACAGGAAUCCGUACGUGUGCUUAAAAUGGCAAAGUGUGACAUUUAAGCCACGCGGAACUCCGUCAAUGACAACCGAAAUUUUAGGCGCGCACUUUGGAUCAAGGGAAACGCAAGACAAGAUGGCGCGCGCGUUUCUGCGCGAGCCGCCGCACAGUAUCGCUUAUUUAUUCCGUGCAUUAAUGCACAGACGCGAGGUUUUUUGUAAACCUUCGCAUGCCCGGGAUAUUCCGCCACACGUCUGUCGCUGCAAUGUCCUUUUUAAAUCGCUAAAUCCCUUACCUUUGAGAGAUUUUCUAGGAGUCCUGUAAAGGCUUUGCUCUAUUCGAUCCGGACCCGCCUCCGCCUCUCCCUCCCCACCGACUCCGCCAUCUUGUAUCGGCCACUCGGACCUGGGUAGUGCGCAUGCGCGAGUUCAGUCGUCUCGCAGUCCGCCACAUGUCAGCAGUGCGGAGCCAUUUGCAGAAGGGCAGCGGAGGAGCUCUGCGCGAAAUUCAUUUGAUUUCAUGUAUUUGUGAAGAACAAAUGUUGUUUUUGAUGUUAGGUAUUGAUUCUAGGUAGUUUCCGGAUACUUAAGGAAACAUGUUGUGUUUUAUGAGUUAACUCAGACCAAGGGAAUGUCCUUUACGACAGCAAUUACAAACUGCCAAGAUGCAAGUCAAAAUGCACCACCUAUCAGUGGUUAAAAAAAGGUUGGUCCUUCCAAGAACUCAUGGAACAGAUUAAAGGGUCAGUUCCAUGAUUAAAGGACAGUUAAAAGGAAAAUUGUCACUAUUUUUUGAAAAAGUAAAGGGUAAACAUGACAACCGGAUAUUAUCCAGAUAGACGUAGAUAAAUAAAUAAAGAGAGGUCGAAAGUCGUACAGCAGCUGUACAAGCAAAUAGCUCCAGUAGCUGUAGGAAACCAGGGUAACUAUCUGUAAGUUUACAUGCAACAUUUUUUUAAAGACAAAAAUUAAUUCAUUGUGAUUUAACCACAAAAAAAAUAUUAGGCCAUCCACACUUAAUGCUCUCUUGAAAAUUCCAUUUUAAGUAAAUGUUAAUGCACCCCAUGUGGGUUUUUUAAAAAUUACUGUCAUUAUUGCAACCACAAAGUCAUACGACAUCAGGCAAGCGUGGGACCACCCUUUUCCCUGAACCACCCCAUAUAAACUGUCCUGGCAUGAAAGGGUCAACAGAAGGAGGAAAGAUUCGGAAGGAGAGAAUCGGGAUUAGAAAGCACUUGACAAGCUGCUGAGGAAUUCUUGAGUGAAGAGGAAUACAAAAAGCUUCUUUAUCCAGAAGGCCAUACACCUUUCCUACCUUCCUGUCCAAUAAAGCAACAUGGGGCUUUGGGGAAUAGCUGUCCUCAUCUUUCUCCUUCCACACAUGGCACAGAUGACAGAAAUUUCUCCUGGUUUCAAAAUCCGCAUCACAUCCAGAGGACUGGAGCUGUUAAAAUAUGAGACCCAGAAGUUCGUGGAGGAAGAGCUGGGAGGGAUCACCAUGCCAGAGAUGCAUGGCAAACGAGGAAAUCUCCAAUAUUCCCUUACAGAUAUUAAGGUGAAAGAGCUGAAUCUGACUGCAGAUAUGAGUUUCCAGCCUGUAGACGGACUGCAGUUUGAUGUGCAGAACUCAUCUAUCACCCUCAACUUCCAGAGACGUGUGAUCUACUGGUUGUUUCAGGAUGAUGGUGCCAUUAAUGCCUCUGCAGAUGGCGUAUACAUCAACACCACCCUCCAUCUUGCCAAGGAUGAUGAGGGCCGUCUGAAGAUCGCCAACGUCAGCUGUGACGCUUCUAUCGCCAAGAUGAAGGCCAAGUUUGGAGGGACUUUUGGGAGGGUUUACGACUUCGUUGCCACUUUUCUGACCACAGGAAUGCGCUUCAUAUUAAAUCGGCAGAUUUGCCCUGCUCUGAAUCAUGCUGGUCUAGUGUUGAUCAACCAAUUUUUGGAGACGAUUCCAGUGCGUGCAGAUGUGGAUAGUUACAUUGGCAUUGAUUACUCACUCUUGAUUGACCCAGUGGUUACUGGCAGCAGUCUUGAUAUGGAUUUCAGAGGGAUGUUCUAUGAAUUGAAGAACGAGAAUGACACUCUGGAGAAUUAUUCUGCAAAUCCAGUGUUGAAUGAGUACAGCCGCAUGAUAUAUAUGGCUCUCUCAGAGUACUUCUUUGACAGUGGACUCCACUCCUAUUUCAAAGGAGGGGUGUUUCGGAUGCACGUAGCAAAUGAGCGAAUGCCAAAAGACUUGGAGAUGCUUCUCAGGACCUCCUACUUUGGAGCAAUCAUGCUUAUGAACCCUGCUCUGAUGGAUGCCCCGCUGUCGCUUGAGAUGGAGGUAACAUCAGCUCCUAAGUCUACCAUCACAACAACGGGGGCUAUGGUAGCCGUACAUGCUGGUGUCAGGGUGCUGAUCCUACCUCCAGGAAAGUCACCUGUUCAGCUCAGCAGUAUGACCAUGGAGUCCAAACUCAAUGCCAAAGUGUACAUGAAGGAAAAGAGACUGGCUAUACAGCUGGACCUGAGAAGGUUUAAAAUCUUUUCUAACCAGUCUGCUUUGGAGUCAUUAGCGCUGAUUCCUCUGCAAGCACCACUGAAGGCUCUGCUCCAAAUGACCAUUGUGCCACUUUUAAACAAUUACACUAAGAGAGGUGUACAGAUCCCUCUGCCAGAUGGAAUCGACCUGGUAGAAGACGUGGUAGAAUAUCACAAUGGCUACAUCACUAUUGGAGCGAAUCUCCAUUUCCGCAGUGGUCUGAAGCAGCUGAUUGAGAACACGUCAUCUUAAAAGCCUGACAAAUAUUUAACUUUUUAUCUGCUCGCAUUUUGUGAAUUUACUUUCACUUCAUGUCAUAGUCAACACCCAAAUAUUUUACAGUCUGCACUAAACGUUAACAUAGAUCAUCUUAACAGAUCUUGUGUUCUUGGUUGUAGCUACAUUUAACAUGCAUGUUGUUUUGUAAGUAUUAACUACUGGAUCGCUAAGAAACCUGCAUCUACUUCACCCUAGUUUAAAUAACAGUAUUACAAUAACAAGAGGUUAGUAACCAAAAAUGGACUUGUUUGGAGCCACUGGUGCUAGAAAAGCAGGUUUAAGUAUUUUGCCCAAAAACAUAUGCAAGUGUUGCUUGAUCAUUUUAGCAUUUUAUUAAAAACAAAUGAAUGGGCAAAAACCAUUUCAUGUUCACACUUACCAAAUCUGGAUGAUAAUACUACUAGUCCCUGUCCUAUAAGACGUGCACUAUCUAGUGCACUUCUUACAGUUGUCCCACAGAAAAGACUCCACUACCCUACCCAAGAACCAAUCAACUGUUUACUGAAAUUAAAUAUAACUUUUUCCUGACUACUGGAGCCUGAAUGUUAAACAGAAAGAUAUUAAAAUCAUUAAAAAAAA
This is a messenger RNA of Clarias gariepinus (North African catfish), 3551 nucleotides long. It is a transcript of the gene pltp, whose product is annotated as phospholipid transfer protein. The transcript is spliced from 17 exons. The record is from RefSeq and is a predicted model, not a curated record. Gene Ontology annotation, molecular function: phosphatidic acid binding; phosphatidic acid transfer activity; ceramide binding. The coding region runs from base 1503 to 2945 and encodes 480 amino acids. NCBI's taxonomy places the organism in Eukaryota, Metazoa, Chordata, Actinopteri, Siluriformes, Clariidae. Gene Ontology annotation, biological process: phospholipid transport; ceramide transport; high-density lipoprotein particle remodeling.